AAAACAAUGAUCGAGAGGAGAGAGAAAGAAUAGGUGAAUAUCCGCUUUCUCUCUCUAAAAGCUUUGAAGACCCCCUUUCUCUCUCUUUAAACCUAACCACCCGAUUCGUAUUCAUUAGCCCAUACCCUAGUGUCCCUCACCACUAUCUCCGCUUCUCCUCCGUUCCUACACUGGCGGAAUUCCUCUCCUCCCCCAUUUACCGGUGACUUUUGGCUGGAAAUUUCCACUCUCCUUCAACUUUCGUCGACCAGUGUCUUCCUACUCUCCUCUUCUGCGUUUUCUGGCGAUUUUUUGGCUGGAAUUUGGCCCGGAUCUUGAAAUGGGAACCUACAAGAUGUGCGUUUGCUUCACGAGGAAGUUCAAGGGUGGUGAUACGGAGCCGCCUGUAGAUGUGAAGAAGGCAUUUGCGAAUUACUCGGAAAGUGGAUACAUGGGGGCUGAGCAUUUGAGGAGGUUCAUUGUUGAGGUUCAGAGGGAAGUAGAAGUUUCCAUCAAAGACGCAGAGAACAUUAUUGAUCAGAUCAGACAUCGCAGGCACCUUGGCAAGUUUAAGAAGCCAGUUCUCUCUCUAGACGAUUUCUUCCAUUACCUCUUCUGCCCUGAUCUCAACCCUCCCAUGAAAUCAGAGAUUCACCAUGACAUGACCGCUCCAUUGUCCCACUAUUACAUAUACACAGGUCAUAACUCCUAUUUAACAGGAAAUCAACUCAGUAGUGACUGCAGUGAUGUACCAAUUAUAAAAGCCCUGGGAAGAGGUGUUAGAGUUAUUGAACUGGAUAUCUGGCCAAAUUCUACCAAAGAUGAUGUGCAUGUUCUUCAUGGAAGGACAUUGACCACUCCAGUAGAGCUCAUCAAAUGUUUGAAAUCCAUUAAGGAACAUGCAUUUUCUGUAUCUCAAUGUCCUGUGAUAAUAACUCUUGAAGAUCACCUGACUCGGGAACUGCAGUGUAAAGUUGCACAGAUGGUCCAUGAAACCUUCAGUGACAUACUAUUUUACCCAGAGUCAGAAUCUUUAGAGGAGUUUCCUUCACCUGAUUCAUUGACGGGACGGGUAAUCCUAUCAACCAAACCGCCAAAAGAAUUCUUAGAAUCCAAGAACAUGAAUGGAGAAGGUAAUGUAUCAAAAAAGGAAAUGCAUUCCAAUGAAGAAGCAGCAUGGGGGAAAGAGAUCGCAAACCUUAGCAUGACGCGUGAACCUGAUGAUAAGAACGACAGUGACCAAAGUAACCAUCCGGAAGAGGAUGAGGAUGAAGAUGACCUGAAAUCGAGCCAAAGUCUAGAGAGAGGGCCGGCGCCUGAAUACAAGCGUCUCAUCACAAUUAGGGCUGGAAAGGCCAAGGGAGAGCUCAAAGAUGCCCUUAAACAGGAAGUUAAUCAAGUUCGACGUGUUAGCCUGAGUGAACCCCAGCUAGAAAAAGUUACGGCAUCCUAUCCAGCUGAUGUUGUCAGGUUCACCCAGAGGAACAUUUUAAGGAUAUACCCAAAGGGCUCGCGUGUUGACUCCUCCAACUACAAUCCAUUAAUUGGAUGGACCCAUGGAGCUCAGAUGGUUGCAUUUAAUAUGCAGGGGUAUGGCAGAUCGCUGUGGUUGAUGCAAGGAUUUUUUAGAGCAAAUGGAGGGUGUGGAUAUGUUAAGAAACCUGAUUUUCUGCUGUCAAAUGGUCCAGAUGAUAAUGUUUUCAACCCUAAGCAAAAGCAUCCAGUUAAGAAGACCUUGAAGAUCAAAGUAUAUAUGGGGGAUGGAUGGCGCUUGGACUUUGACCAGACACACUUUGACACAUACUCUCCCCCUGAUUUCUAUACAAAGGUUGGCAUAGCUGGUGUGCCAGCUGAUAACAUAAUGAAGAAGACAAAGGCGAUCGAAGAUGAUUGGUCACCUGUUUGGAAUGAGGAGUUCUCUUUCCCCUUAACCGUUCCAGAGCUAGCUUUGUUGAGGAUAGAGGUGCACGAGUAUGACAUGUCUGAGAAAGAUGACUUUGGUGGUCAGAACUGUUUGCCUGUAUCGGAACUGAGGCCUGGUAUCCGAGCAGUUCCCCUAUUCGACAAGAAAGGAGAGAAAUUAAAGUCAGUAAAGCUUCUUAUGCAGUUCGAAUUUGUGUAGCACUGAUUGCUUGGGCUGGUAGUGUGUAGAAACAAUUUGUGCUUAGCCUGGUAUCAUCUCGUAUAUAAAGUUGUUAUAACUAUUAUUAUAUCAAGGAGCUUGUUCUCUGUAUAACUUGAGCUUCUAUGUAUGUAUAAUUUUGUGUAUUGUGGUUGUAUUCAUCUCUAUCCAUGUCCAAGUUGGUUGCA
This is a messenger RNA of Amborella trichopoda, 2289 nucleotides long. RefSeq names its product phosphoinositide phospholipase C 6. Gene Ontology annotation, molecular function: phosphatidylinositol-4,5-bisphosphate phospholipase C activity. Lineage: Eukaryota; Viridiplantae; Streptophyta; Magnoliopsida; Amborellales; Amborellaceae. Gene Ontology annotation, biological process: phosphatidylinositol-mediated signaling; lipid metabolic process; release of sequestered calcium ion into cytosol. Gene Ontology annotation, cellular component: plasma membrane. The record is from RefSeq and is a predicted model, not a curated record.